This is a messenger RNA of Mesoplodon densirostris (Blainville's beaked whale), 2436 nucleotides long. Its product is annotated as basic proline-rich protein-like. The transcript has 15 exons. NCBI's taxonomy places the organism in Eukaryota, Metazoa, Chordata, Mammalia, Artiodactyla, Ziphiidae. The record is from RefSeq and is a predicted model, not a curated record. The coding region runs from base 1 to 2436 and encodes 811 amino acids.
AUGAGCCGCCCCCGCGGAGGUCUCGGUCACCGCCCCACCUCACUCCCAAAUUCGGCGGGCUGGGGGGGGCAUCGGGGGAGGCGACGGGGCCCAGAGGCGUCCCGAAGGGGACGCGGGGAGCUGGGCGGGACCGGAGGGGGUGCGCGCGGGGAGAGCAGGGGGGUCUCGGAGAAGGGGCGCCAGCGGGCGGCAGGGCUGGGAGGCGCCGCGACCCCAGCCUCUGCUGCUGCAGGGCCUCCGCCCCCUCCCCACCCCCGGCGGGGCCGCGACUUCGGGACCCUGCAGGGCCGGCCUCUCCACAGGCCCACUUGCCUGCUUUUAGGAUUAACUAGGAGCCCUGCUCCCAAGCAGGCGUGCAAGUUUCCCCAGAAAGACGUUCACGAAGCCGGGCCCAGACAACGGCCCUCUGCAGGUCCACCGCCAGGGCUGCUUGGACCUGGGCUGCUGGCCGCCCACGCCUCCCCUCUGCGGAGCCCCUGGUCCUGCCGCCGGAGGACCAGGCGCCCAGGGCGGCCCCGUGAGCUGGACAUCCGGUCCCGGAACACGCUGAGCUCUGCUGCCCCGCUGUGGCCGCUAGCAGCAUCGCAUGCACUGGGCCAGCAGGAGGCUCUGCCCAGACCUGGGGCCCCUGGGCGGGCAGGGGGCAGAGGGCAUGGCCAGCACCACCUGGAGGAGGGUGUCGGGGUUCAUCCUGGGGCCCAGAGAGCGUGUGCAUCCUGGACCCCAUCCUCGCCCCACGUCCUUUCGGCGCAGGCGGCGGGAAGCUCCCACCCCCACCCCAAGGCAUUGCCCCCGCACCACUCCGGGGGUGGUUACCCAGACCCAGGCCCAGUGCCCAUCUGCGACAGGGCAGGACCAAGCCUAGGCAUGGGUCUGGGACCUGGCUGGGAUUUUCGACAAAAGCAUCGAGACUUGGACGGAACCCUUUGCGGAGGGUUCAAGGCAGCCAGAUGUGGGGGAGGGGAUGUGGGGGUCAUCGUGCCCCUUGCAGGGACCAGGCUGGCUGUGACUGCCGUCCACAGCGGAGAACAGCCAGAGGACGCUGUGCCAGCCUGGCCGUCCAGGGACAGUGGGAGAGGGGAGGCGGAGCACAAGCCUCUGCAUCCCGACUGCAGCGGCACCUGCGGCCACAGCCCCCGCCUCACCGCAGCAGCAGAGCCUGUGAACCUCACACCACCAGACGCGGAAGAGGUGCCAGCUCUAACCGGACCCCCACCACCUCCCUCCCCCGCGGCUGGGGGCCUGGGCCCGGACACGAAGGCAGAGCUCAUCUUCCCCGGGGAACCAGGUGGUAACGCCAGCGACACUGCCCCGCCACCACCAUCCCGGAGACCCGAGCGGCCCCCGCGGGCCCCGGCUCCCUCCCCUGGCAGGCACCAGGGGGGUCGCCCCCUCCUGCCAGAACCCCCAGGACCCCCACCCCAGAGGCGCCCAGGGCGGCCCCGUGAGCUGGACAUCCGGUCCCGGAACACGCUGAGCUCUGCUGCCCCGCUGUGGCCGCUAGCAGCAUCGCAUGCACUGGGCCAGCAGGAGGCUCUGCCCAGACCUGGGGCCCCUGGGCGGGCAGGGGGCAGAGGGCAUGGCCAGCACCACCUGGAGGAGGGUGUCGGGGUUCAUCCUGGGGCCCAGAGAGCGUGUGCAUCCUGGACCCCAUCCUCGCCCCACGUCCUUUCGGCGCAGAGGCCAGCGGGCGUCCCUCCACCUGGACACACACCUUCUGGCGGGACUCUCCGUGCGAGCGGGAGGGGCCGCCGGGCAGGGCUGAGGCUCGGGCUCCCCCUGGUGGCCAUCCUGCGCCACUGCAAGACCUGCCAGCCCCGCCCCAGCCAGGUGGGCUCUGGGGCAGGCUCACAGCCUCUCCUCCUAGGAAGUGAACGUCGGCCCAUCCUCAGCGCCACAGGCACAGGGACCUGCGAUGCACCCGCACGCACAGCCGAGCUCUCAUGCCCCGCGCUGCAGUGUCCCCUGCAGGCCACAGCCCAGCGCAGGUCUGCGACCCCUCGGGUGAGGAACCAGCAGUCUCCCCGCAGCUGGCAAUGGGCCCACUCGGCCCCCACGGUCGCAACCCGGACCGACACACCCCCUCCGAACCGCUGCCAUUCUGCUCUCAGCCCCCUGGAGGAGGAAGGAGGACGCGGAGGCCGUCACUCCGGGGAAGAGGGCAAGGUCCUCGGCCUCAAACCCAGGGGCCUCGUCUUCCGCUGGCAUCCCGGGCUGUCAGACCCCAGACCCAACGAGGGCCACGGAGGCCAGUGGAGGCAGAGGUGGGAGGCGCAGACCAGCGCUGAGGCCCAGGAGGACGGGCCUUACACACCGGCGCCCACGCUGGGCGGACUGGUCGAGCAGGGGCUGAGGUCCGUGGUCCGAAGGAUUCCUGAGAUGAAGAAGCGGCCGGGGGUCCCCCCGCCCCCGGGUUCGGUCACUCUCCGCACCUAG